AUGUUCCCUUGCUAUUAUUUUCAGAAGGGGCAUUGCUUGAGAGGUGAUAAAUGCCCUUUCAUGCAUGGACCACAACAAACAGGUAAUCCUGUUCCACAGCAGGUGGUGAAGGUUUCUACACCUCCUCCUGAUCCAGUGUCAACCAUCAAGAAGAUUCAUGGGGUCUCAAGGAAUGUACUUCUCAGCAAAGCAUGGAUGAAGCAAAGUUUGACAAGUUACAAACUACAUUGCCUUAUGCAUCCGAAGAUGAGCUUCCUAGCUUCCAGCAAAGCAAUGUUCCUGUCGAUGGUGGCAUUGCUCUUGGCCAGCCCCGAUGUCAUCGUCUCAACAAUAAUGUGGAAGAGGUCUGAUUACUUCCAUGAUGAAGGUGGCUUUCGAAGAGCACCUGUUCAAGGAGGAAGGAAUCUGAACCAUGUAUCAUCAGAACAACAGAGGAUUUCCUGUGAGAGGAUUCUGGAUAGAGCAUCAAUGCCUGAAAAGAGAAUGCUGCAGAGAGAGAAGAGCUAUCAUGACAUAGAUGGGUCAGAUUUACGCCAUCGGUUAUUGAAGCGAAGAAGGCCAGAUGGUUCUAGAUCGGCUCUUAGUCCUGAUCGCUGCGGCAAACUCGAUCAGAGGGAUAACCAUGCUCGUCAUGCCCACAGGGGUGACCGACGUAUUCAUAUGGAAAGCUCCAUAAGCAGUCGUCUGCAAGGUCGAAUAACUCUCCCUGCAAGAUCUUUACCAGAUCGACCUACUGAUCUUGCGUUGCUGGUCCAAAAAAGUCUUGCAGAGCUCAAAGGUGCAAAGCUUUCGGAGAAUUUCCAAGAUCAGAAAAACAUCAAGUUGGGGAAAACUUUUGGCGAUCAAGAAUCUGAAGGUUCUUCAUUUGAGGGUCCAAAGCCUCUCAGUAUCAUUCUGAAGAGGAAGAGAGAGCCCGCUUCUGGAAAUGGUGCAAUUUCCAGCAAUGGGGAUAACAAUAAUCAGAGAGAUAUUGAAGGUGGGAUUGGUUCUUCCGUCACAGCAGCGACUGAGAAAGAAGGUGAUUAUGCUGCUGACUGCCUGCAGAAUCCAAGGUUACUGGAGUUGAUGAAGAGGAAGAAGAGGGAAUUAUCCCUGUAGAAGAAGAAUUACCUAACGAUGGUCAAACUUCAACUAAAGGAAAUACACAUGAAGUGGAAGUUGGCAUGACAGUGGGUGCUAUGGAUGAUCAGGAGCUGGAAAAUUAUGGCCAGAGAGAUGGAGAGUCUGACUGUGAGGCAGUUGAGGGUGGGGAAUUCAAACAAGAAGAUGCUGAGAAUGCAUAUCAGGAGGAUGAAGAGGAUGGACGAAGAUGACUUUGCUAAGAAGGUUGGUGCCAUGUUCUCUUGAAGACUCUGUAUUGGCUCUUUGAAUGCAUGAAGAGGCACCAGAGGCCAAUGAUGUCAACUUUUUGGGUCUUUUGGAGUUUCAUGGCACCACAACUGGAGUCUUUUUUAUCCUAUUUGGGUGGUUACAAGAAAAACCUCGCACGGGGAGAAGCUAGGGUAGUUUGAAGGUUGACCAUAUGCAUUGUAAUUUUUGUGGCUCUGCAGUUUUCUUUACUGGGGUUUUUUGGGAGCUUGAGUUGUAUUAGAUACCUAACAGAUAUUUAUUUGGUUUAUAUUUUAACCAGAUUAAUAAGAUUAUGAAUUACCCAAAAAAGGUUUGCUCCAGA
Messenger RNA from Phoenix dactylifera (date palm), 1672 nucleotides. The record is from RefSeq and is a predicted model, not a curated record. NCBI's taxonomy places the organism in Eukaryota, Viridiplantae, Streptophyta, Magnoliopsida, Arecales, Arecaceae.